AUGUAUGCUGUGACUGUUAGUGAUGAUGGUGACUGUUACCGGUGCUUUCCGCCCAACCCGGGCAUUGGUACUGCUGUGUCAGGUGCCAGUGAGGCUGCUGCUCUAGGUGCCAGUGCGUCUGUGCUCUCAGGUGCUAGUGAGUCUGCCCUCUCAGGUACUGUGUCGGCUUCUGCCUCCCACACCUUCACCCUUGACUCUAGGGCGUCUCGCUCCUUCUUUCGGGACCGCACCACUCUCACGCCGCUUAGUCGGCCGGUUGCGGUGUCCCUGGCUGACCCCUCUGGGGGUCCUGUCCUGUCUUGUUUCUCCACAGUCCUCCCGUGUCCGGCGGCUCCCUCUGGCACCCUGACUGGUCUUUACCUCCCCUCGUUCUCUACGAACCUGGUGAGUGGUGCUGACCUACAGGAUGUGGGGGUCCACCAGUUCACUCCUGCUCGUCAGCGGGUGACACACUGCACAGAGGCUAGCACAGGUCGCCACCUAGCCACGUUUAGACGUCAGCCAGGGUCGAGCGUGUACACACUGACCACUUCUUCUCCUCCCGGUGCUGAGUCUGGUAGAGUCCCUUCGUCUGGUCAGGUGUUUGCCGCAGCGUCCAGAGGCAUGGCCUCCCGUCUUCUUGUGUCUGGUCUCCCCCGGUCCCUCCCUCCCCUUCCUCAGGGCCCUGGCCCUGCCUGUGUCCCCUGUGUCGAGGGGCGCCAGCGUGCUGCCCCUCACUCCUCCCAGUUUCCUCCGACAGAGGCUCCGUUGCAGACACUUCACAUGGACGUAUGGGGCCCUGCCCGCGUCCGUGGACUCGGUCACGAGCGCUACUUCCUGUUGGUGGUUGACGACUACUCGCGUUACACCACAGUCUUCCCCUUGCGCAGCAAGGGUGAUGUCACUGAGGUGCUGAUCGACUGGAUCCGCGCAGCUUGUCUCCAGCUCAGGCAGAGCUUUGGCUCGGACUUUCCUGUGUUGCGUCUGCACUCGGACAGAGGCGGAGAGUUCUCCUCUGGCCUUCUGCGUGCCUUCUGUAGUGCGCGAGGCAUCCGCCAGACCUUCACGCUUACGGACUCACCGCAGCAAAAUGGGAUUGCAGAGCGCCGCAUUGGCAUGGUCAUGGACGUCGCUCGUACGUCUAUGAUGCAUGCGGCUGCCCCCCAUUUUCUGUGGCCGUUUGCGAUCAGGUACGCGGCGCAUCAGAUCAACCUCCACCCCAGGGUCUCCAGGUCGGAGACCUCCCCAGCCCUGCUGUGGACGGGGAAGGUUGGCGAUGCGUCGGCGUUCCGGGUCUGGGGAUCUCGGGCGUUUGUCCGCGACUUGUCUGCGGACAAGCUGUCCCCUCGCGCUGCUCCCUGCGUCUUCCUGGGGUUCCCCCCCGACGCCCCUGGGUGGCAGUUCUACCACCCCACCUCUCGACGUGUUCUGUCCUCCCAGGACGUCACGUUCGAUGAGUCGGUUCCCUACUACCGCCUCUUCCCCUACCGCACUCCUUCCCUUCCCCCGCCCCCGCUCUUCUUGGUACCAGGUCCCCCCCUGGUAGACCCCCUCCCCCCUCAGGGUCCUGCCCCUUCAGGUGUGUCCCAGGUAGACGCGGUCGAGCCUGUUGAUGUCACUGGUGACUCUGGUGCUGCUGCGGGAGCUGAGCCUGGGGGUGCUGAGCCUGGGGGUGCGGAGUCUGGGGGUGCUGAGCCUGGGGGUGCUGAGCCAGGGGGUACUGAGUCUGGGGGUGCUAAGCCUGGGGGUGCUGAGUCUGGGGGUGCUGAGCCUGGGGGUCCUGAGCCUGGGGGUGCUGAGACUGGGGGUGCUGAGCCUGGAGGUGCUGAGCCUGGGGGUGCUGAGACUGGGGGUUCUCCGCCUCGAGGUGUUUUGCGUGAGGGUGCUGAGCCUGGAGGUUCUCCGCCUGGAGGUGCUUCGUCUCGCCGAGAGCCACUCUCCCCACAGGAGCUGCAUGAGUGGUUUGCCCGGCGCUGGAGGCGUGCUGCUGGUGCUGGAGGUUCUUCGGCUGCAGAGGGUGCUGCUGCCGCGCGUCCCGGAGGUGCUCGUGCUGUGGGUGCUGGAGCUGCUGGGCCUGAGGGUUCUCCUGCAGCUGGUACUGCUGAGGGUGUUGGCGCUGAGACUACUGCUGGCGGUCCGACUGGCAGUGCUCCUGGUGCUGCUGGGGGUGCUGGAGGUGCUGCUGGAGGUGCUGCUGGAGCGGGUACUCCUGCUGGGGGUACUGGUGCUGUCCCUGCUGUUUCUGGCGUUGCCACGCGGCCCCGACCGUACUUCGUUCCGCUCCUGCAGCAGGUUCUUGGUCUUACACCUUCGCCUGGUCCUCCUCCUCCUCCCUUAGAGGGUCCACAGCCAGUCCCGUCACAGUCACAGCUACAGCCUGCCUCCCCUUUGCCUGCUCCUUCUCCCUACGCCGGUCUGACUGGAGGUCUUACUGAGCGUCGUGAGCCUGCGUCUCGUCCUGCGUCGCCUGUUCGCACUGCACGCACUAGUGGUCGCGGUUCGCGUCAGCGUCCUCCUCCUGUCCCUGGCACGCACCGGAUGUCUCUGCGUCCGUCCACUUCUCCUCUGCGUGCCCCUUUGCCUUCUCCUCCUGCUUCCUCUCUUCCUGCUCUUGCCGACCCGGAGUCGGACUCUCUUCGUGCUGCCAGUCCCACUGUCACGCAUCUCCUUGCUACUGCUGUCACUGACCCUUCCUUCGAGUCUUCUGCUGCGUCUGCCCUUGUCACUGAGCUUGUCGACUUUGCUGCGCGCUGUCGUCUAGACUACGCUGCUAGUCUUGUCGCUGAGUCUGAGUCUGCCUGUCCUCCGUCCGUCGGGGGUGAGUGUGCCCUAGGCACGGACGUCCUUGAGGACAGGCAGGAGGAGUUCCAGUGUCUGGCCGCCGCUUCACCUCAUCUCGCGUCUGUACUGCUCGCCCCUGAGGGAGACCCGGAUGCACUAGACAUCCCGACUCCGCGCUCUUACGCGGAGGCGAUAGAGGGUCCCUACUCCUCUCAGUGGCAGGCAGCUAUGGAUGCAGAGAUGGCUUCCUGGAAGUCCACAGGCACCUACGUUGAUGCUGUUCCCCCUCCUUGGGCGAACAUCGUCAGUGGCAUGUGGAUCUUCAGGGUGAAGCGGCCGCCGGGCUCUCCGCCUGUCUUCAAGGCGCGUUACGUUGCUCGUGGCUUCAGUCAGCGGCAGGGAGUUGACUACUUUCAGACCUUCUCCCCCACCCCGAAGAUGACCACUCUUCGGGUACUGCUGCACGUUGCUGCUCACCGCGACUACGAGCUGCACUCUCUCGACUUCAGGACAGCUUUCUUGCAGGGCAGCCUGCACGAGGAGAUCUGGCUGCGUCGCCCACCUGGCUUCACUGGGUCUUUCCCUCCUGGUACCCAGUGGAGUCUUCGGCGUCCAGUCUACGGUCUCCGCCAGGCGCCACGUGAGUGGCACGACACACUGAGGACUACGCUUGCGGCACUUGGGUUUGCUCCUUCUACUGCCGACCCGUCGCUGUUUCUGCGCACCGACACCUCUCUGCCGCCGUUCUACAUCCUCGUGUACGUCGACGACUUGGUCUUUGCCACAGCGGACACUGCUGGACUCGCCUACGUGAAGUCCGAGCUGCUGAAGAGACACACGUGCACUGACCUGGGUGAACUGCGCAGCUACCUUGGCUUGCAGAUCACCCGGGACAGAGCACGCCGCACCAUUACCCUGACUCAGUCACACAUGGUGCAGCAGGUCCUUCAGCGCUUCGGCUUCACGUACUCCUCGCCUCAGGCCACUCCUCUGCCUACUCGCCACUCGCUCUCAGCUUUGCCUUCGGAUGAGUCCGUAGAGUCGAGUGGCCCGUAUGCAGAGCUUGUUGGCUGCCUCAUGUACCUGAUGACCUGCACACGACCUGACCUUGCAUACCCUCUCAGCAUUCUCGCACGCUAUGUUGCUCCUGGGAGACACCGACCAGAGCACAUGGCUGCAGCGAAGAGGGUGUUGCGCUACUUGUGCAGUACAUCGGGCAUGGGGCUAGUGCUUGGAGGGCGCAGUCCAGUGGUCCUCACUGGGCACGCGGACGCUUCUUGGGCUGACGACUAG
Messenger RNA from Closterium sp. NIES-65, 4053 nucleotides. Lineage: Eukaryota; Viridiplantae; Streptophyta; Zygnematophyceae; Desmidiales; Closteriaceae. The record is from the annotation of a GenBank genome assembly.